AUGAAGAUAGCAGCUGUCGUUGUGUUCCUCGCUCUGGGGCUUUUCUCCAGCUUUCAGGAUGCUACUGCUCAGGAUGGUAAGCCACAGGGUUUCUGCAGUGAGUUCCGGAAGCCACCUUCUAUCUGCACCAAGGACCUCAACCCGGUCUGUGGCACUGAUGACAAAACAUACAGCAACAAAUGCUCCCUUUGCAAAGCAGUGUGGGAAAACCUUGGAAGUCUUUGCUUUAAGCAAGAAGGAGAAUGCUGA
Molecule: messenger RNA, 249 nt
Organism: Mauremys mutica (yellowpond turtle)
Lineage: Eukaryota; Metazoa; Chordata; Testudines; Geoemydidae
Product: ovomucoid-like
Exons: 4
Coding region: 1-249 (82 amino acids)
Molecular function (GO): serine-type endopeptidase inhibitor activity; protein binding
Source: RefSeq, a predicted model, not a curated record